Molecule: messenger RNA, 756 nt
Organism: Cariama cristata (Red-legged seriema)
Lineage: Eukaryota; Metazoa; Chordata; Aves; Cariamiformes; Cariamidae
Gene: MRPS11
Product: mitochondrial ribosomal protein S11
Exons: 5
Biological process (GO): translation; ribosomal small subunit assembly; maturation of SSU-rRNA from tricistronic rRNA transcript (SSU-rRNA, 5.8S rRNA, LSU-rRNA)
Cellular component (GO): ribosome; mitochondrial small ribosomal subunit
Molecular function (GO): small ribosomal subunit rRNA binding; mRNA 5'-UTR binding; structural constituent of ribosome
Source: RefSeq, a predicted model, not a curated record
CGUACUGCCGCCCUGUGCCGCGGCCUACACAUCGGCCCGCAGAGGCUGCAGGAUCUGGCGGAGCCGGCGACUGCGAAGGAGGCGGAGAACCAGAACGGGACCGACCUGAGCCCUUUAAUCCUGCAGAGGAACUCCAUGAGAUGGGAUGAAAAGAUGUAUGAAGAGAUCCCAAUAGCUUACAUCAAAGCGACGUACAACAACACCCAUGUCCAAGUGGUCAGCUUUGACAACAGGCCGUUUGCCCAUACAUCCUGUGGCACAGAAGGCUUCCAGAAUGCCAAGAAGGGAACUGCCAUCGCGGCACAGACCGCAGCCAUGGCAGCAGCAGUGAAAGCACGUGGGAAGGGUGUAUUGCAUGUACGAGUCAUGGUGAAAGGACUGGGACCAGGACGCAAAGCUGCCAUCAAGGGUUUGACUAUGGGAGGUUUGGAGGUCAUCUCCAUCACCGACAACACCCCAGUUCCACACAAUGGCUGCCGCCCACGGAAAGCCAGGCGAAUGUGAGAGGGGAAUGGAAGAAAUGCACAGCUUUCAACAUCAGUUCAUGCAACAGGGACUGGGUUGAAUGUUGCUCCUGUGGCAGAUUCUGGAAAGCCACCCUCCCUGGAAAUACUUGUUGAGGGAAGCUUGAGGAAAGGAGACCAUUGUGGGCCUUAAAAGUGGUAGAAGCUGGUGGUAAAAGCAGGAAUACGUGUACUCCCUUAGUGGGAAGCCUCUUAUGUACAAAGUUUGUUGAUUAAAAUGUUGGUCUUUUGA